CUGACGUCGUGGCGAGGACAUAUUCCCCCCGAAGCAGCGGUGUGACAUUCCAGCGGUUUAGAGGGCUGGCGCGGCGCGAAGGGGUGCGGGAUCAGAGCCUGACGGUGCCGCCUAUAUGAAGAUGCUGAUGUGUGACCGCGGCGUCCAGAUGCUGGUGACGACAGUGGGCGCGUUCGCCGCCUUCAGCCUGAUGACCAUCGCGGUGGGCACGGACUACUGGCUCUACUCCCGCGGCGUCUGCCGCGUCAAGAGCAGCGGGGACAACGACACCAGCCGCAAGAACGAGGAGGUGAUGACGCACUCCGGCCUCUGGAGGACCUGCUGUCUGGAAGGUCUGACUUUCAGAGGUGUGUGUAAGAAGAUAGACCAUUUUCCAGAGGAUGCUGAUUACGAGGCAGACGCUGCUGAAUACCUCCUCCGUGCAGUGCGAGCUUCCAGCAUCUUCCCCAUCAUGAGUGUGGGUCUUCUGUUCCUGGGAGGACUGUGUGUGGCCGCCAGCGAGUUCUACCGGAGUCGACACAACGUCAUCCUCAGCGCUGGGAUCUUCUUCGUCUCUGCAGGCCUCAGUAACAUCAUCGGCAUCAUCGUCUACAUCUCGGCCAACUCGGGCGACCCGGGCCAGAGUGACAGUAAGAAGUCCUACUCAUACGGAUGGUCCUUCUACUUCGGCGCCCUCUCCUUUAUCAUGGCGGAGAUGGUGGGCGUGCUGGCCGUGCACAUGUUCAUCGAGAAGCACCGCAAGCAGCGGGCCAAGUCCCGCACCGAGCUCAUCAAGAAAGCUGCCUUCAGCCGCAUCCCCUCCUACCGCUACCGCUUCCGCCGCCGCUCCAGCGUGCGCUCAUCCGAGGCGCCGAGCCGUGACACGUCCCCGCUGGGGAAGGGUGGCUACACGGGGCCAGCCGCCUCCGAGAUGCCCAUGUACACGCUGAACCCCCGCGAGCCAGGCAAUGCCGGCGCCAAGUCGGCCACAGGCAGUGGUGGCAUAGGCGGGCUGCUCAACUCGGAGAGGGAGUUCCUCCAGAGCAGCACGCUCACCAAGGACUACAGCAAGGACCCCAACCGGAGGACCACGCCCGUCUGA
Molecule: messenger RNA, 1081 nt
Organism: Lampris incognitus (smalleye Pacific opah)
Lineage: Eukaryota; Metazoa; Chordata; Actinopteri; Lampriformes; Lampridae
Gene: cacng3b
Product: calcium channel, voltage-dependent, gamma subunit 3b
Exons: 5
Coding region: 116-1081 (321 amino acids)
Biological process (GO): positive regulation of synaptic transmission, glutamatergic; calcium ion transport; regulation of AMPA receptor activity
Cellular component (GO): postsynaptic density membrane; AMPA glutamate receptor complex
Molecular function (GO): voltage-gated calcium channel activity; channel regulator activity
Source: RefSeq, a predicted model, not a curated record